Dunckerocampus dactyliophorus (ringed pipefish) is the source of this 6615-nucleotide messenger RNA. It is a transcript of the gene xab2, whose product is annotated as XPA binding protein 2. Gene Ontology annotation, biological process: mRNA splicing, via spliceosome; generation of catalytic spliceosome for first transesterification step. Lineage: Eukaryota; Metazoa; Chordata; Actinopteri; Syngnathiformes; Syngnathidae. Gene Ontology annotation, cellular component: post-mRNA release spliceosomal complex; Prp19 complex; U2-type catalytic step 2 spliceosome. Gene Ontology annotation, molecular function: protein binding. The transcript is spliced from 21 exons. Bases 3767 to 6214 code for a protein of 815 amino acids. The record is from RefSeq and is a predicted model, not a curated record.
AAGCUGAAUGAUGUACUGUGUAAAUGCCAUACUUGGCCUCCUCCAGCUCCUCAGUGCGCUGGAUAGCAUCAGUCUCGUAUUUGGUCCUCCACUGUGCCACCUCACUGUUGGCCUUGGACAUUCCUCGCUGCAGCUCAGCUUUGGCCUCCUGCUCCUCCUCAAACUGCUCUCUGAGCAGAUCACAGUCAUGGCGGGAAGACUGAACAGAAUGGGCCAGGGCAUUCUUGGCCUAGUCAACAUAGAUGGAAAUGUGAAAUUCUGAAUGUGAGUUUAAAAAUAAUGAAAGCAAUUAUUUGUUUAUUUGUUUCUUCUUUGUUUUCAUGUUCCAGGUAUAUAAGAUCAAAUCAAUUAGUACUUUAUCAAAAAAAGUACUUUAUCUUAUACCUUCACUUCCUCCUCAACAAGUCUCUUGAGUUCUUCAAUCUGCUGAGUAAAGGCCUGCUUUCCCCUGGUCAGCUGGGAAACCAGAGCUUCUUUCUCCUCAAGCUGGCGUGAAUACUCACCUGCAAAGAAAAGUGGCAAUGGGUUAUUAAAAAUAUAAAGAAACACUAUGUUGGUGGAUAUCUUUGCUGUCAUACCAUUCUCAGUUUGGAGUCUUGCCUUGUGAGCAUUGAUAUCGUUCAGCUGACGGACAUGCUCAUCAUUUUUAGUUUUGAGUUCUGCAAACUGGUCUUCAAGACUUCUGCACAUUUUUUCCAAGUUGCCCUGUCAUAACAAAAAAACAAGCAAUGUUGUAUUGUUAAUAUUUAGUAUUUGAUCAUUUCAAACAAAGUCACCCCCAUGAAAUAUACUCACCUUAGAUUUAGCAACAGCCUCCAUGUUGCUGGAGAGGUCAUCAAUCUCCAUCUUGUACUCGCUCUUCUCCUUCUCCAACUUCUGCUUGACACGCUGGAGAUUGUCGAUCUGUUCUCCCAGCUCUGCAACACUGUCGGCUUGCUUCUUGCGUAGAGCGGCUGCUGUAGACUCAUGUUGCAGGGUGGAUUCUUCGAGAUCACGGCGGAGCUUCUGGAACUCAGCCUCACGCUUCUUGUUCAUCUCAAUCUGAGCGGCUGUUGCUCCACCAGCUUCCUCAAGCCUCUCACUGAUCUCCUCCAGCUCUCUGGAGAGGUCAGCCCUCUGCUUCUCCACCUUGGCCCUUGCGGCCCUCUCAGCCUCAAUCUCCUCUUCCAGCUCUUCAAUACGAGCCUAGGUUUCAUGAUAGAGUUGCCAAAAAGUGAACAACAGGGGACUACAGAUGGAAAUUAGCUGCAAGCUAAAUCUGGUGCACUACCUGAAGCACAAUGAGAUCACCUAGUCUAUCUUCAAUGUAAUACACUAAUCAAUUUACCUGGAGUUCCUUAAUCUUCUUCUGGAGCUGAGCCCCUAGAGACUGUUCAUCCUCAAUCUUGCUGAGGAGCUGGCUGGUCUCAAAGUCUUUCCUUUAGAAAGUAGAAAGGUAGGAAAAAAAUAAUAAAAAAAAUUUGCUAAUUUUCUCACACAGGACAAACUUGUGUGUGAAAGGCAAUAUUUGGUAUUACAUACUUUUUGAGUUUUUCAUCUGAUUGCUGUUUGUCAUUCUCCAGAUCCAUUAUGGAUUCCUGGGAGAGUUUCAGAUCUCCCUCAAGCUUCCUCUUGGCUCUCUCAAGGUCCAUGCGGAGCUUCUUCUCUUGCUCCAGUGAGCCCUCGAGCUGUUGGGAAAUGUUGAUUUAUGUAUAUUUGUAGAAUGUAACAUCAGUUCAUAUACUCAAUUAACUUGAGGGGAAAUGUUUUCUUACAUCAUCCACUUGCUGUUCCAGCUUUGUCUUGGCCUUGGUCAGAGUGUUGACUUUGUCUUCCUCUGCCUGGAGAUCAUCCAGUGUUUGCUGGUGGGCCUCUUGGAGGGCUUUCUUCUCCUUUGUCAACUUGGCAAUAGACUCAUCUUGAGUUGCCAGCUCCUCUGUCAGGUUUUUCACCUGAAAUAUUAUAAUUAGUUUUAGUGCAAUUUAUUUAUUCCAUAUAUGUUGAAUGUAUUAUUGUGAUUGAAAGAUAAUCAUAAAUAAACUUGAACCUUGUUUUCUGUGGCAUGUUUCUCCUUCUCCACUUUAGCCAAGGUGAGUUCCAAGUCAUCAAUAUCUUUCUUCAACUCUGAGCAUUCGUCCUCCAACUUCCUCUUCUUGGCAGUCAGCUCAGCAUUAAUUUCUUCUUCAUCUUCCAGUCUCUCGGACGACUCUUUGAGUUUGGCCUCGAGUUGGAUCUUGCUCUUAAUGAGCCCUUCACACCUUUCCUCAGCAUCUGAGAGGUUCUCGGUUUCCUACAUAUUAACCAAGAAAUCAUCUAUUCCAUUAGAGAAUGUAUUUACAACACAGCUUUUUCCAAAGCAUGUACACAAUAGCAUCUAAACAAUAAAAAAAAAUCUUCUUUCAAUGUUAGUAUACUGUAUAAGCUAUAAGCAGUGGCAAGCUGUGUGUCAUACUUCGUACCGCUGCCACUUGCAGUUGGAGGUCAUUCUUCUCCUGCAGCAGGGAAACCAUCUUCUCUUCCAGCUCUUUCUUUUUGGCCAAAGCUGUAGCCAGGUCUGAUUGCAUCUUAUCAUAAUUGUCCUUCAUUUGCUGCAGCUCUUUCUCAGUCUCGGCACUCUUUAGCAGAGGCUUAAUCUUGAAGUACAGCUUCAACCAUGGCCAGUUUUUCACAUUCAUGAAGGAGCGGAUGUUAUACUGAAUACUGAAGAUAGAUUCUCUGGAAGACAUACACGCUGGUUUUGUAUUUGGUUGUAUGUAAAUAUAAACAACCACUUUCAUAAUAAAUUGUUCAGUCAUACCUUCUCUCCAUCAUCUUUACAAACUCUUUUCUCAUAACAUAUCCUCUGCAGAGAGCCUGAGUCAUGGUCACCAGCUCAGCCAGUUUCUCAUCUCUCAUCUCUUCCAAGGUACCCAGAAGACCAGCUUUGAAGAACACCUGAGUUUGCAAGUCAGUAUUUGAACACAAACAGAGUAGAUGCAAAAGAAGACAUUCACCUCUCAAGUUUUAUGAUAAUAUCAUAUAUGGGAAUGCACCUUUGUGUGUCCAAACUUGUACUGAGUGUGAUCCACAUCAAUAGAGCUCAGCAGUUUCUCUGAAGCUUUCUUGUUGUCAAUGAACUGACCCUCUGGGAUGACACUGGCAUUCAAUACUUUGUAUCUGUGCGAUAAAGUGUUAUAUAAUCAGUUAUGUACAUUUUUCUUGUAAUAUACGUUAAUUUUUUGUUUUCCUUCAUUGUAGUGCUAUUAAUAUUCUGAAAUUUACCUCUGCUUGAAAUCACCGUAGAGGAUUCUGCUGGGGAAGCCCUUUCUGCAGAUUCUGAUGCCCUCCAGCACACCGUUACAUCUCAGUUGGUGGAUGACCAAGAAGUUCUCCAUAAGACCUGCACAUAAAUAAAUACCUCUGUUUCAAUUCUGUCUUUCCUUUUAGUGCUUAAAAUUCAGGAAAAUGGCACCAAAAAAAGACACACCUGGGGUCUUUGAUUCAUUGGGAAUCAAGCAACGCACAAAGUGAGGCUUUAAUUAAAACACUAUGUUCCUGACCUGUGGGACGGUCUGACCUUUGGUCACCAUCUCAUUGCCAACUUUGACUCUGGGAUAGCACAGAGCUUUCAGCAUAUCAGCAGAGUUCAGACCCGCAAGAGUCGCGGAGGUAUGCUGGAGCCUAUCCCAGCUGACUUCGGGCGACAGGCAGUGUACACCCUGGACUGGUCACCAGCCAAUCACAGGAAGACGAUGAUCUGCCUUAUGAGGAAGAGAUUAUUAGAAAUCCAUAUUCAGUCAAGUGUUGGAUGCGUUACCUGGAGUUCAAACAGAAUGGGGCCAAAUCCACCAUCAAUAUGAUCUAUGAACGGGCUCUGAAAGAGCUACCUGGAAGCUAUAAACUUUGGUACAAUUACCUGAGGGAGAGAAGGAAACAAGUGAAAGGGAAAUGUAUCAACGAGCCAGUCUUUGAAGAGGUCAACAAUUGCCAUGAAAGAGCACUGGUGUUCAUGCACAAGAUGCCCAGAAUAUGGAUUGACUAUUGCCAGUUUCAAGUGUCGCAGUCUAAGAUCACACGAAGUCGGCGAACGUUUGACCGUGCACUCAGAGCGCUGCCUGUUACUCAGCAUCCUCGCAUCUGGCCUCUCUAUCUUCGCUUUGUCCGAAACCUUCCCCUGCCAGAGACCGCCAUCCGGGUGUAUCGCAGGUACCUCAAGCUUUCUCCUGAGAAUGCAGAGGAGUACAUUGAAUACUUAAAGUCGGUUGGCCGCUUGGAUGAAGCUGCUGUCCGUCUAGCAGCUGUUGUCAACGACGAAGGUUUUGUUUCCAAAGAAGGCAAAUCUAACUACCAGUUGUGGCACGAGCUAUGUGACCUGAUAUCGCAGAACCCCGACAAGGUUACCUCUCUGAACGUAGGUGCGAUCAUCCGCGGUGGGCUCACGCGCUUUACAGACCAACUUGGCAAACUUUGGUGCUCCUUAGCUGAUUAUUACAUCCGGAGCGGUGUUUUUGAAAAGGCCCGUGAUGUGUAUGAAGAGGCCAUUCUUACCGUGGUGACAGUAAGGGAUUUCACACAAGUCUUUGACAGUUAUGCCCAGUUUGAGGAGAGCAUGAUCGCUGCCAAGAUGGAGACCACCGCAGAGAUGGGCCAGGAUGAGGAUGAGGACAUGGACCUGGAGCUUCGACUUGCACGCUUUGAGGAGCUGAUUGCACGACGACCUCUUCUCUUAAACAGCGUAUUGCUGCGCCAAAACCCGCAUAAUGUCCAUGAGUGGCACAAACGUGUAAAACUAUAUGAGGGAAUUCCACGACAGAUCAUCAACACAUACACAGAAGCAGUGCAGACUGUUGAUCCCCUGAAAGCCACUGGGAAGCCUCACACGCUCUGGGUCACCUUUGCUAAAUUCUAUGAAGAAAAUGAGCAGCUGGAUGAUGCCAGAACUAUAUUUGAGAAAGCUACCAAAGUGAACUAUAAGCAGGUGGAUGACCUCGCCACAGUGUGGUGUGAAUAUGGAGAGAUGGAGCUCCGGCAUGAGAACUAUGAGCAGGCACUGAGGAUAUUGAGGAAAGCGACAGCCAUCCCAUCCAAAAAGGCAGAGUACUUUGAUGCCUCUGAGCCGGUGCAAAACAGAGUCUACAAAUCUCUGAAGGUCUGGUCCAUGUUGGCAGACUUGGAAGAAAGCCUUGGCACUUUUAUGUCUACAAAAGCGGUGUAUGAUCGCAUCAUUGACCUGCGCAUUGCCACACCACAAAUCGUCAUCAACUACGCCAUGUUCCUUGAAGAGCACAACUACUUUGAGGAAAGCUUCAAAGCAUAUGAGCGCGGUAUCGCCCUCUUCAAGUGGCCAAACGUUUACGACAUCUGGAACACCUACCUUACAAAGUUCAUAGAUCGAUAUGGAGGCAAGAAGCUGGAGAGAGCCAGAGAUUUAUUUGAGCAAGCCCUUGAUGGCUGUCCUGCUAAAUUCGCCAAGACCAUUUACCUGCUGUACGCCAAGCUGGAGGAGGAGUACGGAUUGGCACGUCACGCCAUGGCGGUCUAUGAGAGAGCGACGCAGGCGGUAGAAACAGAUGAGCAACACCAGAUGUUCAAUAUUUACAUCAAGAGAGCAGCUGAAAUAUAUGGUGUUACAUACACCAGGGCCAUUUACCAGAAGGCUAUUGAGGUACUUCCUGAUGAGCAUGCCAGGGACAUGUGCUUGCGAUUUUCUGACAUGGAGAGCAAACUGGGUGAAAUUGAUCGGGCCAGGGCGAUCUAUUCUUUCUGCUCUCAGAUUUGUGACCCCAGGGUCACGGCUGUAUUCUGGCAGACGUGGAAGGAAUUUGAGAUCCGCCACGGAAACGAGGACACGAUCAGAGAGAUGCUGCGAAUCAAGCGCAGCGUCCAAGCGACUUACAACACUCAGGUCAACUUCAUGUCCUCUCAGAUGCUGAAGGCCACAACGAGCUCCACAGGGACAAUUUCAGAUCUUGCUCCAGGUCAGUUGGGCAUUGAUGACAUGAAAAUGUUAGAGCAGAAAGCACAGCAGCUUGCUGCAGAGGCGGAGCAGGACAAACCUAAGCCAAAAGAAAAGAUUCUUUUCGUCAGGAGCGACACAUCUCGCAGCGAGUUGGCUGAACUCACUAAACAGGCUAAUCCAGAUGAGAUCGAUAUAGAUGACGACGAUGAAGAUGAUGACAAUCAAGGCCCGGAAGAGGUGCGUUUGGAACAGAAGAGUGUGCCCACUGCUGUCUAUGGAGGCCUGAAAGAGGAUUGAAACUUUGCUAAAUGUGGUCCUGUUUUUUUUUAUCAUUAAAUAUUCAAAAUACUUUUUUGAAUUUGUGUACAUUCUUGGAGUGAGUCCUGUGUCCACUGAAUGUGAUGUAUGUUUUUGGUAUUGUUCCUUGCAUGUUUUGGCUGGAGAAAGUAACAUGCUUUUCCUAGGGAUCACCACAAGGGGUCAGACUUGGCUUGUUCAAGUAUAAAGUAAAGUACUGUAUAGUAGAACAACUUUAGUCGAAGGAGGAAUAAAAAUUUUUGGCAAUGGAAUUUUGUUAAAUUUAGUUAGGAUUUAUUGCAUAUAUUUUUAAGAAAACAACCUGACUUUAAAAGAUACAUUCCGUAUCUGUACAUCUUUUUUUGGCACCGUAUCCUGGAGAAUUUGAACAAUAAAGACUU